Molecule: messenger RNA, 522 nt
Organism: Coniosporium apollinis CBS 100218
Lineage: Eukaryota; Fungi; Ascomycota; Dothideomycetes
Exons: 4
Coding region: 1-522 (173 amino acids)
Source: RefSeq, a predicted model, not a curated record
AUGGCGGAAACCUCAACACCACUCACCAAGAUCGACUCUGCCGUCUCCGAAGGCUUGUCAAGCUCCCCGCCAACUGACAAGAAGGCUGGACAUCGGAGAACGAGCAGUAGCGUGACGGGCGUCUACAACAUCGCCGACCUAGAAAGGGAAGGAAAGGAGAUCAAGAUCGCACCGGAAACACAGAAGCUGAACUGGAAGCUCAAUACCUCACCAGCGUCACUAGAUGACAAGGAGACGCUCAAGAAGUUUCUCUGCCAACCGCCGGUCAAGAAGGUCGACCUCCAUUUCCCGCUAGGGCUGGAAGUGACAGCGCGGAACAUGAAGGGGGUGACGAUCAAGGAUGCGCUAGAUGCCAUCUACAAGCAGUACAAGAAGAAGGCCGACGACGAGCUCGAGAACCCCAUCCUCGCAGGCUUCGAGUGGGACAAGGAGGAGUGCUACACGCGGUUCGUCGUGCACCAGAAGAAGGAAGGCGCAGCACCCCCAAGCAAGAAGAGCAAAAAGAAGGGCGGCGAGGAGUAG